AGGGGUCAGGAGCCCGGCAAGGAGAGUCUGAACAAGAGCAGCAUUUUCCCGGGCUCUUCCAGCUGUCCUGCUCAGUCCCGCCGUCAGUUCUGAGCAGGGAAGAGAGACUGUCAGCACAAAUAAGGCACUUUUCAAAGGCGUAAAUUAUGAGUUACCAAAACUAUACGACAUCUCCACCACAUGGAGAUAUCGAGAGCUCUUCAGUUGGAGCAGAUGUGGCUGUUAUUGGAGGUGUGAUUGCUGCAGUGGUAUUUGUCCUCAUUUGCCUGUUGAUUGUGAUGCUCCGAUACAUGUACAGGCAUAAAGGCACCUACCACACCAACGAGGCAAAAGGAACUGAGUUUGCCGAAAGUGCAGACGCUGCUUUGAAAAAUGACCCUGCUCUCCAAGAAGCAGUGGAUGAGAGCAAAAAGGAGUAUUUCAUCUGAGAGGCAAGGAUUUCCAUGGAGAUUUCCCCAAGGGAAUCAGUCAGAAAUACUGCAUCAACAGAAGUGCUGAGAAAGAUAAUAUGAGGACAGAGGCAAGCAUCCUAAUUGAAAAGUACCUCUUUUCUUUUUUUGACAUUGGGUUGUUUCUUUUCCUCCACCCAUGAAGAACUGAAUGCCAGAUACUUGCCUGUUGAUUUUAUUAGCAACACAGCUGGUCUCAGUUGAAAUGGAUAUCAGAUAAGAAGAAACAAAAUCUCAGUAUGAGUGAUACACCAAAACCAGAUAAUGAUAGCAAAUGUCAAGCCUUGACAUUUGGUGAAAAUAGCAGAUGCCAAUGGAAAACGUCCUCUUAGAGUUAAUGAUGCAUCCUAUGCUGAUAUUAUACAGAACCACCUGAAAUUGAAUUUCAAAUGGUCACAGAACAAACAUCAAACUAAAUAAAGCUGAGGUACCUGGAACAAACACAGCUUUGUAGUCCAGAUAUCUCCCUCCUCCCCUUAAACGUGCAAUUUUAUGGGCACAGGGGAGUUUGUUUUGUUUUUUGAGGGAUUUAGAUCGAGAUAUUUUUAAAUUUUUAGAAUUUUAUAUAUAUAAAAGUCGAAGACACUUCAAAGAAAUAAAACGAUUGAAAAACAUGGAAAAUCUAAGAAUGAAGGACUUAUUUCUAACUUGCUCUGCAUGGCAACUUGCAAAUUGCAAAAUGUUGGAAUUUAUAGCGUAGGAUAUAAUAGUCAAUAGACUUACAAAUUUGAUUCCAGUUAGUUGUUAGGUUCCCUGCAUGCAUGCAUAAAUAGAUAGAUAUUAAAAGGUAAAGCAUCUUGUUUUGAGCAGGUCUUUUGAAACAACGGAGCUCAGCUAGAUUUUUUCAAGAAAGAUAUGUUUGCCUAAGUAUUUAUUUAUUUAUUUUGCAUUGGAAAAUUAUUUUGAACACCUGCUAAUAGCAUUUGGGAUAUUUACAGGGGGAGGAAUUCAGUUCUGGCACAGAUACCAAUAACGCUUUUACAAAUUCAAUAACAAAAUGCCGCUCUAAGGGCUCAUGUGAGUCCCACUGAAUUGUGUUGAUAUCUCCCUCUGUAUGUCCUCUAUAUAUCCUUCGCAUUGUGCUAUAUAUGAGAAUUACACCGACUACCAAUGCUUUAAUAUAAACAAAUAAACGAAGUAGUCUUGGUAGGUCACAUGAAAAGAUUUUGUUUCUUGCCUAAGAAUCUACGGAGAUGAAUUUCUUUACCCCAGUAAGCCAUCUUCCUAAUUGAAGCCCACAGUUAGCUCUGGAAAUAGGAUAAUUGUUCUCUGCACCUGUUCAUCCCCAGCUGCGACAGUGCCCUGGACUACUGAAAAUAGAAGAGGAGGAAUAUGUGAUAACAAAUAGGACACCGAUGAGCUCUGCUCAACUUGAUAUGUUUUUCCUGUGAUUUGGUCUAUAUAUGUGUGUGUAUACAUAUAUAUAUAUAUAAAGUCACCUACAACUUGUGCUUUCAAGACAUUGUUGCUGAUCACGCAUACUCACUUCUUGGCACCAAGGACUUGGAAAGCUCCUGUACUCCAGCAUAUCUCAUUCAAUGUUGACUGCAUAAAUGUUAUAGGGAAGACAGAUCUAAACAAGAAAAGACACUGGAGACCCAAGUAGAGUUGGUGAAGAAAUGGGAUAUUUUUGUCUAUUCAAUCACAAUCUGUCUUUUCUCAGUACCUGCAGGAGGUGGACUCUGAAUUAUCCUUAGAAUCCCAAUAGCUUAAAUUUUGGCUAAUCCUGCAUGUUUGCAUUUUAUCCAAAGAAUAACAAAAUCAUGCCAAAUUUACUAACUGCUUAAGAUAUUUUUUCAUAAUAUACUGUUGCACAAGCACAUUUUAUUUUGUUGUUAGUACAGUAUAAAAUGCACAUAAUCCAGCACUAGCAGAGCUCAUAUAUUUUGAUUUUAUGCACUUGAUUAUUUCCUUUUAAAGUACAUUACUAUUUUAAUGUUUUUACUACUUUUGAAAAAGGAAUCUGGCUUUAUUUUUCUGGGACAAAUGUUGGCAGCAAUUUACUAAUCUUAGCUCUAAGGCCGAGUUUGCAAAACUGAAGAUUCAUCCUUGACCUUCCAGUUGAAUAAAAAAGUAAAUAUUUCCCUGAUGAGAGGGCAAAUAGGGUGUCUUGAGCUCUGUCAUAUCCCUCACACAAGGCACAGGAACACCCAAAAACUUUUCUUGAAUGCUAGCAGGACCUACGGAGGGCGGCCAGCCUUUCAGCACCUUCUGUCCCCUUUUAUAUAUCCCGACCCACAUGAUCUAGGCUUGGCUAUUGAAGAAUAUUUACUUAAUUGAGUUUUAUCUGAUACUAUCCAGGUGAUAGUCUGGAACAAAUUUUCUUCUAAGUUGUCCUGAAUGCUCAGGGAACUUAGAGCAAGGUGUGAGGGACAUUGGGAAUAGAUUCCUUCCUCUCUCCCCAGUCAUGAAAUUAUCUAGUUUUUAUAACAUGAGCCUGCUGAUUAGAAUUAGAGAACUGUGAGAUACCUGAGCGUAGAUGCAGAGAAGAACCUGCAUCUAGUUCUCUUUUGGUUUUGGUUGAUUGUUUUUUUCAAUUAUAGUGUGGACAGAGCCAAACAAGUCAUGUUCACUAAUGAUAUCUGAACUAUAGAGGCUAGAUUUUCUGGUGACAUAAAAUGAAUCUGGUGGAGUUCAGCCAAUUCUUACCAGUUCAGUCAGUCCCAGACUUUGUGUUAUUGCCUCCCCUAAAUCUAAACUGAAUGCAGCUACAGGACUUUCACUAUUUCCCUUCUUAGUAACUAAUUAAAUAUCUUUAUCCCAUUUUCCCUAUUCAUCGAGGCAAACAAACUGUCCAAGCAUACAGCAACAGCUUCCCAAUUAGUGAUGAGCCACCCUGAAUGUUUGUGGAGCAGUGAUUCUGGCAAGAAUGAUAGUUUCAGUUAGUUUAUUUUUUCCAGUGUCCCAUUGGGUUCCAGGACUUUGCAAACUUAGAAAUGACUAAAGCACCCUGAACAGAGAGAAGAGCUAGUUUGUAAGGAUUUUUUGUUUUUUUGUCUUUUUCAGGACAAAUUUUGCUCUGUAAUGGAGAGAACUCAUGACAUCUGAUGACUGGCAGAGCUCUAAUGGCCUGAUCCUGCUGUUUUUUACUCAUACAAUAACUCUAGUGUCUUGAGUCAUUCAAUUUAGCUAUAAAA
This is a messenger RNA of Struthio camelus australis, 3586 nucleotides long. RefSeq names its product glycophorin C (Gerbich blood group) (gene GYPC). NCBI's taxonomy places the organism in Eukaryota, Metazoa, Chordata, Aves, Struthioniformes, Struthionidae. Gene Ontology annotation, cellular component: membrane; cortical cytoskeleton. The record is from RefSeq and is a predicted model, not a curated record.